Messenger RNA from Grus americana (Whooping crane), 1704 nucleotides. Its product is annotated as intestinal-type alkaline phosphatase-like. Bases 1 to 1704 code for a protein of 567 amino acids. NCBI's taxonomy places the organism in Eukaryota, Metazoa, Chordata, Aves, Gruiformes, Gruidae. The transcript is spliced from 11 exons. Gene Ontology annotation, molecular function: alkaline phosphatase activity. The record is from RefSeq and is a predicted model, not a curated record. Gene Ontology annotation, cellular component: plasma membrane. Gene Ontology annotation, biological process: dephosphorylation.
AUGUCCCCUGGGAGAGAGGACCUGAGGACACUGACACCAAAGGCAAGACGUCCUCCCCCUACCCCUCAGCCCAAUGUCCCCCUCCUCAGAUGCCCACUCUGCUCCCGGGGAGAGGGGGGAGAUAUCUCUGAAGACCCUCAGGGUGCCCAGUGCCCCUGCACACCCCCGGCUCUGCUCUCACCUCCAGAUGCCGAGAAGACCCUGGAUUACUGGAAUGAAGGGGCCAGGAGGAGGCUGGAGUCAUCCCUGGCCUUGCAGCCAGUGGCACGGCAGGCCAAAAACAUCAUCCUCUUCAUGGGUGACGGUAUGGGGCUGUCCACGAUGUCGGCAGCUCGGAUCUACAAGGGACAGCUGGCCGGCGGCUCAGGCGAGGAGAGCAUCUUGGCCAUGGAGACGUUUCCCCACGUGGCCCUGGCCAAGACCUACACCAUCGACCGGCAGGUGCCUGACAGCGCCGGUACAGGCACAGCCUACCUCUGCGGGGUGAAGGCCAAUGCUAAGACGCUGGGGCUGAGUGGGGCAGCUGUCUAUGGCAAAUGCCGCACCACCUUUGGCAACGAGGUCGACUCCAUCCUGCACCGGGCCAGGCUGGCGGGCAAGUCGGUGGGCAUCGUGACAACCACGCGGGUGCAGCAUGCAUCCCCCGGGGCGGCCUAUGCCCACUCGGCCAGCCGGAGCUGGUACGCCGACGCCAACAUGCCCAAGGAGGCGUUGCGGGAUGGCUGCAAGGACAUCGCCUACCAGCUGGUGCACAACACGGACAUCAACGUGAUCCUGGGCGGUGGGCGGAUGUACAUGACCCCCAAGCGCACCCCAGAUCCCGAGUACCCAGAGGACCCAGCUCAGAACGGUACCAGGAAGGACGGCCUUGACUUGAUUGCCGAAUGGCUAAAUGCCAAGCAGGGCGCCCGCUACGUCUGGGACAAGAAGGGCCUGGAUGCAGUUGAGGAUGACUCCGUGAGCCACCUGAUGGGCCUCUUCGAGCCCAAGGAUAUGAAGUAUGAGCUGAACCGCAACGCCUCCACGGACCCCUCCAUCGUGGAGAUGACGGAAAAGGCCAUUCGCAUCCUGCGCAGGAACCCCAACGGCUUCUUUCUCUUCGUUGAAGGUGGCAGGAUUGACCAUGGCCACCACAGUGGCCGGGCCAAGCAGGCACUGAUGGAGGCUGUCAUGCUGGACCGGGCGGUGGCACGGGCAGGCGAGCUCACCUCCCCCUCUGACACUCUGACCGUGGUGACGGCCGAUCACUCCCAUGUCUUCACCUUUGGGGGCAACACUCUGCGUGGCACCUCCAUCUUCGGGCUGGCCCCCAAGAAAGCCAAGGACAAGCGAGCCUACACCAGCAUCCUCUACGGCAACGGGCCUGGCUACAGCAUCCGUGACGGGGGACGCCCAGCCGCCAGCCUCCCCACUGCGGAGGACAAGGACUACAGGCAGCAGGCAGCUGUGCCCCUGGAGACAGAGACCCACAGCGGGGAGGACGUGAUGGUGCUGGCCCAGGGCCCCAUGGCCCACCUCUUCCAUGGGGUGCAGGAGCAGCACUACAUUGCCCAUGCCGUGGCCUACGCCGCCUGCCUCGAGCCCUACGCUGCUGAGCCCCAGUGCGGGGCAGCCCGCAGGGCCUCCCAUGGCACCCAGUGCGCCCCCCAGCCCCUGCUCGCCCUCCUGACCCUCUGCGUGGCUGUCUGCCUGGUGGGGGGCUGA